AUGGAUACGGCCCUGGCCAGGUAUGCAGCCAGCCUACGGGCAAGUCCGGAGGCAGAAGCGAUUUGCAGAAGAUCUGGUUUAGAGCUUGAUCCAGAGAAAGCAUUUCCCAUGUACACUUUGACAGUGGACAGACUGCUAGCGAUGGAUGAGAUGAAGUCUCACGAGGAAAUGAUUGAGGCGGAAGGCCUUACUAUUUUUGACGAGUCUUUGGGGCGUGCUAUUUUUGUGUCGCACCAGUGGCUGGGGAGCACACAUCCAGACCCUGUGCACCAGCAACUGAGGGUGCUGCAAGAGGCUUUGAGGAACAUACUCUCAGGUGCCGCGCAGGUGGCUCUGCCAAUCGCAGAGGAAAUCUUUUUUGGGCGAAGGCCUUGCCCAGCUGUGACCGAUUUUGAGUCGCAAGCGCUGUACGUUUGGUACGACUUCCUUUGCUGCCCACAGGCUGCCUCUGCUCAUGCGGAGCGACAGCUUGCUGUACAGGGAAUCCCCUCCUAUGUGGCCAAGUGUGAGUUUUUUGUGAUCCUCUGCCCUGCUUUGGAGCAUUUGGACGAGAAGAAGAUGCUCUCGCUGGAGACGUGGAGCGAGCGAGGUUGGUGCCGGGCUGAGAAGGUGGCACGAGAGCUCGCAGCGCGGAGCGAUGGAUACACCAUUGUCAUUGAGAGCGCAAGGCAUGCGAAGAUGAUCUUCGAUUGUCAGAAUGCUCAAGGUGCUCCUGGACACGGGAAGUUUACCUGCGAGUCUGACCGCAGCAAGAUCGGACGCAUGAUGGUGCAGAUGGUUUGGAACAAGCUCAUGUAUUUCCUGGAGAAGGAAGAUCUGCACGGCUACAGGCUCCUGCUGAAUGAGCAGAUGCCUUUCUUUUUGCAAGGUCUUGAUGUCCAUCCGGUGGAUGGGCUGGUUCCUGGUUUCGCUACUGACAUUGAUCCUUUCGAAGAUCCGAAAGGCUUUGUCGUGGCAAGGUUCCUGCAUCAGAAUGGCUUCCGUAACGUUUUGGAGCGCGAUUCAUCUGGGUGGUCACCACUCUGCUUUGCAGUUAUUGGUGGUGAUUCGGAGUUGGUGCAGUCUUUGCUUGAUUGGCGGGCCGACCCCAAUGAUGCAAUCACACAGGAGAAGAAAGAGCGGAGUUUGCCCAGACGUUUUUCGGUACUGUCACUUGCCGCCCUUUACCACAGCAAUGAUGCCCUGAAGGUGCUUCUGUCUGCCAAGGCCAAUGUGCAUGCCUGUGACACCACUCUUUCCACUGCGCUACACGGGGCAGGUGCCUCCAACAACGCGGGUGGAGUGCGGGCUUUGUGCAAUGCCAGUGCUGAUCCUUCCAAGCGCUGCUUUCCUGGGCUGACUCCUCUUCAAGUGGCUUGCGCGUGUGCAUCCAUUGACGCAAUUCAAGAACUGAUGGCUACGACUCCAUCCGUGAACCUACGAUUUUGUUUGCACUUCGCUUUAAUGUUCCAAGGUGGCUAUGCUAAGACAAUCACCCACUUGCUUCAAGCAAGGGCAGAUGUGGAUGAACAAUUCCAACUGAGCAUCCUGCAGGACACUGCGUGGUGGCUGGUGCUGAAGCUGGCGGGGUUGCGACACAGGAUAAGCCCGUCCAGGUUGACAUUGCUGGCAUAUCAUCAUUCAGGGGCAACUCCGCUAAUGUUCAGCAUCAUCAGCGGAUAUUUCGAGGCAACCACCGUCUUGCUUGCAGCAGGCGCUCGACUGGAUUUGUGCAAUUCUCGUCAGCAGAAGGCUGUGGACCUUGCGGAGAGCAUUCAGGCACCAACUCCUUUGAUUCAGGCGUUGCAAAUUGCCGAAGCUCAAGAUGGACUUUCCGAAGGCAAGUCUGACUCUGAGGACAUUGGCUUUACUUUUACUUUUUAA
This is a messenger RNA of Symbiodinium pilosum, 1863 nucleotides long. The record is from the annotation of a GenBank genome assembly. NCBI's taxonomy places the organism in Eukaryota, Dinophyceae, Suessiales, Symbiodiniaceae.